Kockovaella imperatae is the source of this 737-nucleotide messenger RNA. RefSeq lists its product as hypothetical. Bases 185 to 574 code for a protein of 129 amino acids. NCBI's taxonomy places the organism in Eukaryota, Fungi, Basidiomycota, Tremellomycetes, Tremellales, Cuniculitremaceae. The transcript has 4 exons. The record is from RefSeq and is a predicted model, not a curated record.
CGUGGAUGCAUCGCGAUGCAUGGAGGAGGAUGUCUAGGCUAAACGGCCUUACAGUACGCUGCCCGAGCUCUUCCUGGGCCAAGAACAGGGAUACGUGGAAAUACUCCAAGGCGUCCUAUGGCCCGUCAUAAACCGGAACCAAAAUUUCACGUCGGGACUGUCUUCUCUGUUCACUUACAACACCAUGGAUCAAGUAGGUCAAAGUUGUGCACAUCGGCUUACCCCCAGGACGCCUUCAGGUCACUGUUGUCAGCCCCUCGAACGGGCGAAAGCUCUCGACGCAAUCUCAGCGGCCCGCCUCCGAAGCGAGGUUGGGGUAUCAAGUCCAAAUCCGGGAAAGAAUGAGAAGCCUUCCUUUGCCCCGAGGGCGCAACAGAAGAAGCAAUCACAAGAGAAGUACAAGGACCGUGCAGAGAUGAGGAGACAAGGCAUGGAUGACGAGUAUAAGCCUGUGGAAAAGCUUUUGGCGGAUCUGGAAGAACGGGCGAAAGACGCUGGAGAGGAUUCUGCCUUGACAAAGCCCGCCAAUACCUCGGGGGAGAUGCUGAGCAUUCGAUCCUGGUUAAGGGUCUAGACUUUUCGUUGUUGGCCGCCAGAAAAGCAGAGAUUGCUCGAGAGAAGGAGGAAGUGGCGGACGAUGAGCUCGAUGCUCUACUGAGUCGUGACAAGCUCGAAUCUUCAAAGGCACCAGUGGAGAAACAGGAGACAAUUGGCAAAGGAUUCAAAUCCAUUAAUAG